Molecule: messenger RNA, 1625 nt
Organism: Condylostylus longicornis
Lineage: Eukaryota; Metazoa; Arthropoda; Insecta; Diptera; Dolichopodidae
Product: phenoloxidase-activating factor 2
Exons: 1
Coding region: 242-1504 (420 amino acids)
Biological process (GO): proteolysis
Molecular function (GO): serine-type endopeptidase activity
Source: RefSeq, a predicted model, not a curated record
CAGAUAACCAGUUUCAAGCAGGUUAUCUUCAUAUUAAAUACAAAUAAAAAAAAAAACAUUAAGUAUUUUGAUUUGUUUAAUUCAACAAAAAAAAAAAUCUCUUUAGUUUUUCGAAGAAACCAAACAAAAAAAAAGAGAGGAAUUAAAAAACAUUUUAGUUUUUCAUUAACAGUAGACGACUUAACUGUUCAUAAUUAAGGCGAUAAAGACAAAACAAAAAAUAGCCAUACUACAUUAAAAAAUGAUUAAAUUUAUUCUAUUAACAAUUUUAUCAAUAAUAUGUGUUCAUUCAAUACCACAACAACAACAACAGCCACAGCAACAGGAUUUUGAAAGAGUCGUCCAAAGUAUAUUUAAUACAUCAAGAUCAUCUGGUUUUAAUCAAAUUGUUUUACCAGAACCAUUAGGUCCAACUGAAGAACCACAAAUUUUUAUUAAAGAUAAUGUACAAUGUCGUUGUGUACCAUAUCAUAGAUGUGAUCCACGUAAUAAUACAGUUAUAAAUGAUAGUCCUGACGGUAAUACCAAUGAAGAUGAACAAAUUGAUGGUUUUGGAUUACUUGAUAUACGAUUUGAUUCACAAUCAUGUCAAGAUGUUCUUGAUGUUUGUUGUGGAUAUGAAAAAAUUAGUGAGAAACCAUUACCGGUUAAACCGGUAGUUACACAACCAACAAGACCAACUGGUUGUGGUAUUAGAAAUGUUGGUGGUAUUGAUUUUCAAAUAACUGGUAAUACAAUGAAUGAAGCUGGAUUUGGUGAAUUCCCAUGGACAUUAGCUAUUUUAAAAAAUGCUGAUGAAAGUUGUGUAUGUGGUGCAUCAUUAAUUCAUCCACAAGUUGUUUUAACAGCAAAUCAUUGUGUACGUAAAAUGGUUAAUAAUCCAGGUUCACUUAAAGUACGUGCCGGUGAAUGGGAUACACAAACAACAAAAGAACGUUUACCAUAUCAAGAAAGAGUUGUACGAAAUAUUAUAAGUCAUCCACAAUAUGAUAUUAGAACAUUAGGUAAUGAUAUUGCAUUAUUAGUUUUACAAACACCAUUUACAUUAGAUGACCAUAUUGGUGUUGUAUGCUUACCGCCAGCAAGUAGUGUUCCAAGUAGUUCAAAUUGUUAUGCUAGCGGUUGGGGUAAAGAUAUUUUUGGUAAACAAGGAAAAUAUAGUGUUAUUAUGAAGAGAAUUCCAUUACCAAUUGUAUCAUUUGAUACAUGUCAAAAUGAAUUAAGAAAAACUCGUCUUGGUAAUACAUUUCAAUUACAUCCAACUUUUGUAUGUGCUGGCGGUGUUGAAGGUGUUGAUACCUGUGAAGGUGAUGGUGGUGCACCAUUAGUUUGUCCUGCUGGUAAUCCAGCAGAUAAUCGUUAUGCACAAAAUGGUAUUGUUGCAUGGGGUAUCGGUUGUAAUGAAGCUAGACCAGCUGUUUAUGCAAAUGUAGCAUUAGCAAGACAAUGGAUUGAUACACAAGUUAGAGGAUUAGGAUUCGAUCCAAGUGUUUAUUCUUAUUAAUAUGUAUAUAUUUAAAUAUAUAUAUACCUAAAUGUUUAUAACUUAAUUUAAUCAUUUAAAAAAAGAAAAAAAAAUUGAAAUGAAAAUGAAAUAAAUUAAUAAGUGAUAAAAUGAAAUUUUU